Messenger RNA from Anolis sagrei ordinatus, 3350 nucleotides. It is a transcript of the gene YAF2, whose product is annotated as YY1 associated factor 2. The record is from RefSeq and is a predicted model, not a curated record. Gene Ontology annotation, cellular component: nucleus. Gene Ontology annotation, biological process: positive regulation of DNA-templated transcription. Gene Ontology annotation, molecular function: DNA binding; transcription coregulator activity. NCBI's taxonomy places the organism in Eukaryota, Metazoa, Chordata, Lepidosauria, Squamata, Anolidae.
GCGGGCAAGCGGGCGGGCUGCGGGAAGAAGGAGAGGGAGGAGAAGGCGAGGCGGCGGCCGGAGUUCCCCCAACAGCUGGAGGUGGCCGCUCGCUCCAAGUUGUUGUGUCGGCCGCGGCUCCUCCUCUUUCUGCUCCUCUUGCUCGCUUCCCCUCAGCAGCAGCAGCCGCCGCCUCCUCCUCUUCUCGCUCCUCCUUAUUGACAAAUACACAAAGGGCCGCAGCCGCCGGGCUGGAGACGCGUCUGGAGCCGGCAUGGGAGACAAGAAGAGCCCCACAAGGCCGAAGCGGCAGCCGAAACCCUCCUCCGACGAGGGCUACUGGGACUGCAGCGUCUGCACCUUCCGCAACAGCGCCGAGGCCUUCAAGUGCAUGAUGUGCGAUGUGAGGAAGGGCACCUCCACCCGACAGAGAUUGGAGAAAACAUACCCUUUUGUAAGGAAACCUCGACCUGUUUCUCAGCUGGUUGCGCAGCAGGUUACCCAGCAGUUUGUGCCCCCGACACAGUCAAAGAAAGAGAAAAAAGACAAAGUAGAAAAGGAAAAAAAUGAAAAGGAAACUGCUAGCAAAAAGAACAGUCAUAAGAAAACCAGGCCCAGGUUGAAAAACGUGGAUCGAAGUAGUGCCCAACACUUGGAAGUUACUGUUGGUGAUCUGACAGUCAUUAUUACAGACUUUAAAGAAAAAACUAAGUCACCCCCUGCUUCCAGUGCAGCUUCUGCAGAUCAGCACAGUCAGAGCGGUUCUAGUUCUGACAAUACAGAGAGAGGAAUGUCCAGGUCGUCUUCACCUAGAGGAGAAGCCUCGUCGUUGAAUGGAGAAUCUCAUUAAAGUUUAUUUACUCCUGUUCCUUUAGUCUUUCCUCUCCAAAAUUUGCAAAUAUACACAACUUCUGCCAACAGUUACCACAUUUUCAUGACUUGUUACCCACCAUGCACGAUUUGUAUGUUUACUCAAAUAUGAUUUAUGCCGUUUUAUACAAGUAAAGUGCGGCAGUGAAAUUAAAUUUCAUUGCCAUAUAAAAACAUUUUCAGAUCAACUUUUUAAUCUUCAUAUACAAAGGUGCCAUGAAAAUGUGGUUUGAAUGUUCUUGAUGCAGUGUUACUGGUAAGUCAAUUUUCACCUUAUUUUAGUGAAUUCUAACACAGCUCUUGGAUUCUAUACUAUUGGCAUGUACUGAAUUAAAUUUUUAUAACAUAGUUCAAGCUGCCUAAAUAUGUAUUAUUUGAGAAUUGUGAAACAUAGUUAUAUGUAUGCAAGUCAAAGAUCAACUUAAUCAAUUAUUGCUGCAAAAGACUUUUCGUAAUGAUUAUCUUUAAAACACCUGCUGGUACUUGGUGUGGUUGAAUAGGAAAAAUGUUAUUAAAUAAAAUGUUUGUAUGAAUUUUUGCCAAUGUCUGACACAUUUUACUAGAUUACUGUUACCAGUUAUGUUGCUGGCUUCUCUGAUAUCUUUCUCACACAUUUAGAACAUUUAUUGUAAUUGUUACAAGCAAAAAACAGAGUAAAUUGUUACAAGCAUUAACUGUUCUAGCUUUAUAAUUCAAGUAUAGUACUACCUUGUCCUUAUACACUGGUAAUCAAUGUUAAGGAACAUUAAUUUGUUCUCAAGGUAUUAGCCAUUUUCUGUUUUAUUUUCUUUUAUAAUCUAGAUUUUAAUACCUAACUACUGUCAAUCCCUUGAAACCCAAAAGUGAUACUGUUCUCAUUAGGCCCAAAUGAUCUUUCCUUCUCCCAGAGUAGCUCAGUGUUAAAGUGUUAUAUCAGUUCAGCUAAAGGCUGGGAUCCAAAGAGGCUCUUCAAUUUGUAAAAGAGUUUUAAUGCAGGCUUGUGGUUUUCCUUUUCUUCUUCAGUCACGUCUUUUUGCACUGUGUCAAAGACCAUUCCCAAAGAUCUCUUGAGUCUUGGAAGUGGGCAGUGCAGAAGACUGGAGCUGGAAGAGGUAAGCCUUGGAAGCGGUGUGUGUGUGUGUAUUUGCGUGUGAGUGGAAAUUCCCUGUGCAGCCUUUUGGAUCCAGGCCAGUUAUAUUAAUUGUUGCACCAGAGUGAAUAAAUAAGUAGUGUGUAUAUAUAUAUAUAUAUAUAACAUUUGCUCCUAUAUCAACCUUUUCUUUUUAAAAAAGAUCCUUUAUUAAAUAUUAUAGAACAAAUCAUAGGAAAAAUGCAGUUCUUUCUUUUUCGAUAUAGCUGUGAACAUUUAUGCAUUUUAGCAAUAUAUAGAUACAGAACAAAAACAUUUACAGUCCCCUUCAGUAUUAUAUAAACUUUCCAAUAAAAUAUUUUUAUGAGUAUAGGUUUUGCAGUUUUGUUUACAAUCAGUUUAAAUGUAUAAGUUAAGCAACAGUUCUUUCAUUAGAACUAUAAUAAGAAAUACAAUGGAAGGGAAGAUGGUUUAUAGCACUAAAAGUGUUUUCUUACUUAAGCGUGCCAAUCAAGGAUGCUCACAGCUCUGAAUGUACAUUCAAUCCUGAAAUGACUCUGUAGCUUGGUCUGCUGUCCUAACCAUCCAGAAACCAUUUAUUAUAAUUGACAGCACAAUCCUAUGCAUGCUUACUCAAAAAUUUGGUUCAGUGAUACUUUCAACAAAGUAAAUUGUAUAGGACUGCAGUCUGCUAUUGAUGCUACAUCCUUUAUAAGAGUAUGAGCCCCAUGGUGCUUAUGAAUUGACUUUUAAGUAAAUGUACUUAAAAUCAAAAUACCACUGUUAUUAUUUGCAUCAAUCAUUAGAACAUUCUAUUUCAUUCUUCUCUAAAUUUGUUAUGUCUUCCUGUUGCUCCAUUAUUUGCUCCUACCAGCAUUUUAUACCUUCAGAUACCAUCACGAAUAGACCAAAUCCAUGAAGAUACAGGCUGACUCAACAAAGAUGGCUCCUUUUACUGUAGGGUCAUCAGCAGAUAGAAGCCUGGAAGAACAAAAGAAUAUAUCUAGUUAAAUUAUAUAUUGAGAGUAUAUCCUGUUGAAGUCAGUCGAAUUUAAACACAUAGACUUGGGCUGUUAAACCUAUAUAUUUACAUUGUUCAUCUGGUUACUGACGGAAGAAUCACCACAUCCUAGCAAGGAAUUCACUUUUUCUCACAGAAAGUAUUUAUUUUGUGAACCAGUAUAAAACAACAGGAUGGGAAUUUUGGUAAUAAGUUUAACCUAAACAUAUUAAAUAUAACAGAUCUUCAUCUAGAAUAAUGGAAUUUUGUAGCCCCUGACAGUUGUGAUGUUUGCUGAUUUAUUGUAGUAAUGUAUUUUUUCUGUUUUAAACUGCAGUACUUCUACAGGCACAAUGGUACUGUCUAUUUUGUACAAUGUUAGUUGUAAAAUACACUUAGUUGCAUAAAAUGAGUCUGAUGUGAUAUCUAAAA